Molecule: messenger RNA, 1910 nt
Organism: Amphibalanus amphitrite
Lineage: Eukaryota; Metazoa; Arthropoda; Thecostraca; Balanomorpha; Balanidae
Product: zinc finger protein 497-like
Exons: 2
Coding region: 40-1764 (574 amino acids)
Source: RefSeq, a predicted model, not a curated record
GAAAGUUUCAUCCGCGUUCACUUUUUGAGAUUUCAUGGAAUGAUGGACGAAGAAUGCAAAGAAGCAGCCGACGCAGCCAUCAUACCAAUAUUGCCUGCGUGCUGCUUGAUCUGUAAUUCUCCAGAUGCAACAACUAAUGUGAACAACACCGUUAUACAGGCCACAGGGUCUGCCCUCGCUGAGCUGGUGCGGCUGCUGGUGCCCGACGGACGCGACGAGCUGCAGCUGCUGCCCGCCAUCUGCGCCAGCUGUACCGCCUUCGUCACCGAGUAUGACGAGCUCCGCUCCAGGCAGCGCGACAUUGAGCUCUACGUGCGUCAACAGUACGCGGCCAGCCAGGCGGCGCGGGCGGCGCUGGAGGUGGUCAUAGAGCUGGGCGACAACCGCGUGUCGGUGCCGUACGGCGUGUACCGCGAGCACCGCGCCGCCGCCGCCGAGCAGCCGCCGCCGGCCGAGGCCGCCGCGGCGCCGGAGCAGCCGCCGGCCGCCGCCGCCGCCACCGCCACCGAGGCACCGCCGCCACCGGUCACACCGCCGCCGGCCGCACCGCGGCUGGAGCAGCAGCUGACUGAGCUGGACCUCGAGAUCCACGUGGAGAGCGGCCGACAGUGCCACGUUUGUGAUGCGAGGUUCCAGCUGUUCGGAGAGCUCGCUGUCCAUCUGCGCGACGUGCACCACCUGAGCGGCAGCGAGAUCCGCGCCGUGCGCAGCCGCUCCUCGGCGGCGCCGGCCGCCGCGCCGGCCCGGCCCGUGCCCUGCCCACUGUGCGCCGACCGCCAGUUCAGCUCGGCGGAGCGGGCGCGCGCGCACCUGGUGCAGCGGCACCGGCGCCAGCUGGAGGCCGGCGUACAGCUGCCGGCCGAGCUGGCCGUGCACCUAUGCCGCCACUGCGGCGCCGCCUUCCGCCGCGCAGACAUGUGCCGCAAACACGAGGCCACGCACCGCGCCAGAGCCAGCGCGCACGCCUGCGAGCUGUGCGGAAAGACACUGCGCUACCGGCACGGUCUGAAGCGGCAUCUGCAGAGUCAGCACGGCCUGCCGGCGGAGCACCCGGCCGUGGCGCGCGCCGCCGCGCCGGCCGACCGGCACCCGUGCGACCGCUGCCCGCGCGUGUUCGCCGACUUCGGUCAGUACCUGUUCCACUGCCGCAGCGAGCACCUGGACGAGCCGGACGUCGGCUUCACGUGCGAGCUGUGCGACCGCCGGUUCGAGAAGCGCUCCGAGCUGCGGCUGCACCGCGACGCGCACCGCGAGACCAGCUACUCGUGCGUCACUUGCGAGAAACACUUUCGCACGCGACUGGCCUACCAGAAACACAUGCGCACGCACGAGGGCGGCGGCGUAGCGUGCCAGCACUGCGGCAAGGUGUUCGACACCCGCUCCAACCUGGCCACCCACCUGCAGACGCACUCUGCGCGCCGCCAGCACGUGUGCGCUGACUGCGGCGCCGCCUUCAAGUUCGGCCAGACGCUGGCGCGCCACCGGGCCGUGCGCCACGGCAGCGGCACGCCGCGCUUCGUCUGCGACAUCUGCGGCAAGGCGUUCCCGCUGGAGCACAGUCUGAACCUGCACCGCAGCCGGCACGGGCCGGCCACGCUGUCGUGCCCGCGCUGUCCGGCCCAGUUCACCAACCGGCCCGACCUGCGCCGCCACGUGCGCCGGCUGCACACGGCGCCGGCGGCCGACCCGCUGCAGCGCGCGCUGCUGGCGCUCACCGAGGACGAGACCGGCACGGACGCGGCGGCCGGCGGCCGGCCGCUCUGACAGCGCGUCAACACGACCGCCAGAGCAGCCGGCGCUUCCCGUUCUCACCCGUCAGGUCAGUUGGCUCUUAUAAUUAUCUCCAUUGUGAUCGAUGUCUUUCAUUUGUUCCGACUUUUUAAACGGGGCAAAAUUAUUCGAACAACCAA